AUUUCCGUGAAAACGAAACAGCAACAACGCGCUUAAACGUUUGGCAUCAUUUACUGGCAAGACUGGUUCGAGCACGUUUUUUUACGUGGGGUGCGGUCACGGCUACUGAAUCAAAACGAGAACGAGCUAAAUUAAACAUGCAGUCGCCUAAACGCCAGCUAGUUUGAAGCUAGUUUGAACAAUGUCGGCGGUGGUUCGGAACACGGGGGGCUGGGUUUUGGAUGCACGCGCACUCAUUGAUCAGGGGUAUUCGCGCUGCAUCCGGCUGGGAGACGAUAAUCAAAAGUCACACUUGAAGUGUCGUUUCAAAAGGCAAUGCUUUCAGAUGUUACACGGCCACUGCAGUGCGAGUGCCAGUGAUACUGUGGAUGAAGGAAACACGGAUACGUUGCAUAAAACAGACAAACCAUCGAAGAAGAGGAAACGAAGACCCAGUGAACUCAACCAGGGGGAAAUUGAUUCACAGGCCUUCCAUGAGAAGAUCAGGUCUGUUGUCCUGGAGGGAACCGAGUCCCUGGUGGAUUCUGCCCGGUCUCUCGGAUAUCUCACCGGGGGGACGGACACAGUGGACGAGCCUCUUCCCUCUCAGGAGUGCAGCCUCGCGGCUCUUUGUGAAAUGGCUAAAGGGCUUCCUCUAGUGGCCGACGAGGAGCAGGAGGCGUGCGUGCAGCUCCUCGUUGCCGAAGACGGCCGUACGUCACACGUCGACUUGUUCUCUCGGGUCACAGAGAGUCGGGCGGACUGGGCUACCGUGGUCCCGCUGAUGGGAGAGGAGUAUGUCAUACCACCACACACGGCCUUCCUGCUGUCCGAUGUCACCAGAAUACAACCGCUGGUCCACUAUGGAAGAAGAUUUGACUUAAUAGUUAUGGAUCCACCGUGGGAAAACAAAUCUGUGAAAAGGAGUCGCAGGUACAGCUCUUUGCCCUCGUCUCAGCUGAAACGGCUCCCGAUUCCAACACUGGCGUCCCCGAACUGUCUCGUGGUCACCUGGGUCACCAACCGGCCCAGCCACCUGCGCUUUGUGCGAGAUGAGCUGUAUCCACACUGGGGGGUAGACGUGGUGGCCGAAUGGUUCUGGGUCAAGGUGACCACAUCUGGACAGUUUGUGUUUCCACUCGACUCCCAUCAUAAGAAGCCGUACGAGGUGCUGGUGCUGGGCCGGUACCGUUCCACUGCAGACAACCCCACAAGCUCUUCAGGGACAUCCGAGGUUCCCGUGGAGGACCAGCGUUUGAUUGUCAGCGUCCCAUCAGCGCUCCACUCCCAGAAGCCCUCACUCUCGGAGGUGCUGAAGCCCCACGUCGCAGCUGGAGCCGAGUGCUUGGAGCUGUUUGCCCGAAGUCUUCAACCCGGAUGGACCAGCUGGGGCAACGAAGUGCUCAAGUUUCAGCACGUGAGCUAUUUCACUUUGACGCCGGCGGCCGACCCCGACGACGAGCCCGCGGUCACACCGGGGUCAACCAGCUCACCUGGAGAGUCCUCUCCUCCCACCGCGGUGGACUAAUGGCCGACCGUCAAAACACCUGUCAUGAGAAGUUCAGUGUGUUUUCAAUUAAGAUUCAACGCCAGAAUACUUCUAGAGCAGUUCCUUUUGAUCUGACUCCUCGUGCAUGUGGGACCUUUGAUUAGUUUUAGGGAGGGGGUACAUUUUAACGGUAGCGAAUCACAGGGUCGAUGAUGCAUUUGGGGGAGAUGAAAGUGCAUUUCUGUGCAGCUAUGUUUUUAACUUCCCACACUGAGUUCAGAUAAACAACUCUGGGUUUAUUUCUUUGAGUAAAUCUUUGGCGCAAUGUGUGUCUGAAGGAUGAUCAAAGUAUUUCUAUUUUUACUCGUUCCAUGCUCUUUUGAACCGAAUCCUCAAAAUGUUUCCCGUUCCUAAUGAAAGAGACUGGUAUUGAAUGCAUCGCUGUCCUUCCACACAACUUUUGUAUUAAAGUGUUUGCUGCUGCGCCGCGUUAA
Messenger RNA from Pseudoliparis swirei, 1962 nucleotides. RefSeq names its product methyltransferase 4, N6-adenosine (gene mettl4). NCBI's taxonomy places the organism in Eukaryota, Metazoa, Chordata, Actinopteri, Perciformes, Liparidae. Bases 182 to 1507 code for a protein of 441 amino acids. Gene Ontology annotation, molecular function: nucleic acid binding; RNA methyltransferase activity; site-specific DNA-methyltransferase (adenine-specific) activity. Gene Ontology annotation, cellular component: nucleus; cytosol; RNA N6-methyladenosine methyltransferase complex. The record is from RefSeq and is a predicted model, not a curated record. The transcript has 8 exons.